Wallemia mellicola CBS 633.66 is the source of this 1179-nucleotide messenger RNA. Its product is annotated as HSP20-like chaperone. Gene Ontology annotation, biological process: response to heat; protein folding; protein complex oligomerization. The record is from RefSeq and is a predicted model, not a curated record. Lineage: Eukaryota; Fungi; Basidiomycota; Wallemiomycetes; Wallemiales; Wallemiaceae. The coding region runs from base 294 to 743 and encodes 149 amino acids. The transcript is spliced from 2 exons.
CCCGAUCAGUUUUCCAUAUUAUGUCUCUUGCUUUACUUUAUAUUGGUCUAUUUUGUAUCAUAGCAACGUUACCAUGUAUAUGAAACAGAAAUGUAGAUUCAGCCUGAUACCUUGAUAAAUGAUGUUCAUGAAAGCUCUAGAAUAUACUGACGUUCAAUUUCUUCACUUUCAAGUCGAUAAUCUCAGAAGUAACUAGAAUUUUCUAGACAAAGAUACACUUCGUAUAUAAAAGAACGGCACUUGGAAAUAACCAACCAUCAUCAAACGAAAGCUUAAUUAAUCAACGAAGUACAAUGUCUAUCAUACGCAACGAUCCAUUUUUCGCAGAGCUCUCAGAUUUUGACAGCUUCUUCACUCCGAUUAUUCGUCGUCCACAUAGCAACAAAGAGGGUGGCAACGUAUUAAGAGGACAAUCCUCAUUGUUUAGACCAUCACUUGAUGUCCAAGAAGUUGACAAUGGAUACCUCGCUCAGCUCAAUUUACCAGGUUUGAAGAAAGAAGACGUCGACAUCUCACUCGAUAAGGGUCUUCUGAACGUAAAGGCCUCUCAGAAACAGGAAACUGUUCAAGACGAUAGAAACUGGCAUAUUCGUGAGAGACACUUUGGCGAAUUUUCGCGUUCUUGGGCUGUCCCACCAGAAUUAACUCAUGAAGAUAUCAAAGCUAGUCUCAAUGAUGGUGUCUUAACACUCAAUUACCCAAAGAAAGAUGCUGAGGGUGCUAAGAAAAUAACGAUCAGCUAAAUUGACCUAACUUAAGUAUUUUGAACUCUUCUUCUUGGAUAUCUUUAUAUGUAUGACUUACUAUAAUAUAUAAUGAUUUAUUAUUUACACAUUUCUGUCUAUAAUGGUUUCUUUGUUUGUUCAGACAAAUCGAGAACGAGCGAAGUGCGUCAGAAAUAAAGUUUGCUGGUAAAACUAGUGAUAGCAUAGCUAUACAUCACAUAGAAAUGCUGUUAGUAAAUAACGCCAUAUCCAGGUAGAUGUUGAAUGAAUAUCUAGGUUCAUUACAGCAGGAACGAUAAGAAGCAGGAACACUUCAGUUAAGGUUAGAACAACAUCUCAAGGUGUGAUGACGUACUCAAUAAUCCCUUUUGAUAUCCCGGAAAGAUGAUACUUUCAAGCAAUCGGCCGCUUUUCAUACAACAUACCUCAUUCAACAAUUUGGUAUCAAUAUCAA